UCAACCCGCACAGUGCGGUAGACGGGUGACAUCAUCGACAUACGUUUCUAUAUUUCAGUAACACAGAAGGAUAUUUAUGAUUAAAGCUAUUUAAAAUACAUUAGAUCAAUAACAGUAGUGUGAUGUAGAGACCGCAGUGCUCGUCCUCUGAGAAUGGACUGACAGUGAAGGAGGAGACUUCUUGUGUUCAGCAGGAAAACUGGGAGAACCCUUAAAAGUGGCUUUUCUUGUGAAACACCUUGAUUCUUGUUACCUUGACCUAACCCUAACCCUAAGUGUAUUAUUUAUCCCUCUUAUUGACAACCAUCCGCUCCAGAAGGGGGCGCUAUAGUGUGCCUGUAAGAGCUCUGUAACGCGCAGAAGCAGUACUGCGUGCUCGGAGGGACAGUCCGUCUGAAGUUCCUGAACGAGUGUGUGAGAGUGUGUGUGAGAGUGUGUGUGUGACUGUGUGUGUGUGCAGACAUGUCGGGCGGCAGGCUGAUGAGAGCCAUCAGAGUGAGUGAGUUCGGAGCUCCGGCAGUGCUCAGACUGUGCUCCGAUGUGACUGUCCCUCAGCCGGGACACAGACAGGUGUUGAUCCGUGUCCAUGCCUGUGGAGUGAACCCUGUGGAAACUUACAUCCGGGCCGGGACAUACGCCCGUAAGCCCACCCUGCCAUACACGCCGGGCACAGACGUAGCUGGAGUGGUGGAAACUGUUGGAGAAGGAGUCUCUGCAGUAAAGACAGGAGACCGUGUGUUCACCACAGCCACAGUCAGUGGAGGUUACGCAGAGUACGCCGUAGCGGCUGACGACUGCGUCCACAAGCUGCCCGACGCUUUAGACUUCACCCAGGGUGCGGCCAUAGGCGUCCCAUACUUCACUGCCUACAGAGCUCUGGUUCACAAAGCCCACGCCAAGCCUGGAGAGACCGCCCUCAUCCAUGGAGCCAGUGGAGGGGUCGGUGUGGCGGCGUGCCAGUUGUCCCGUGCUCUGGGGCUCAGGGUCUUAGGGACAGCAGGAACACCAGAGGGGAUGAAGCUGGUUCUCAACAACGGAGCUCAUCUGGCCUUUAAUCACAGAGAAGAGGGCCACACAGACAAAAUCAUGGAAGCCACAGAGGGCAGAGGCAUAGAUGUGAUAGUGGAGAUGCUGUCAAAUGUCAACCUCAGUAAAGACCUCCAGAUGUUGGGCUAUGGAGGACGUGUUACGAUCGUAGGCUCCAGAGGCCCCAUAGAGAUCAACCCCAGAGACACCAUGGCUAAAGAGAGCAGCAUCAUGGGAGUGGCCCUUUUCUUCGCCACACCGGAGGAGCAGAGGGAGUGUGCAGCGCAGCUCUACGCAGGGAUGGAAGCUGGUUGGCUGCGUCCAGUCGUUGGUUCCCAGUAUCCGCUCGACAAGGCCGCCCAGGCCCACCAUGACAUCAUUGAGUCUCCCGGGGCUGCUGGGAAGAUGGUCCUGACCAUGUGAUGAUGUGUUCAUACACAGGCAGGUCAAAGGUCACCAUGGCGUUAGGGUUUUGGCUGUUCAUAAAGGGGACUCUUGAGGAGCAAACAGUGAUUAAUGUGGUGACAUUGAGGUUUAAAUAAUUUAAGGUUUGAAGGUUUUUACUAGAAUACUAAUGCGCUUCGACACAAACUCAUUCAUCACUCAUCACUGCUAAUAUGCAAAACAUGGAUAUAAAGGUUAGAAGGUUGAAGUUACUGAGGUCUGCUGUGAUUUGUCAAACUGAAGAUGAUGACAUGGUUAAUUUCAACCUAACUGCUAAAUCAUGCUAACAAGGAAUAAUGUGUGACUCUGCGUGGUCCAAUCACUUGAGCUGUACAUGACUAGCUAGUCCACUGGUUCCCAACCUUUUUCCUCAAAGCUUUCUAUACAUCUAUACAGCUUCUUUUUUGACAAAGUCUAUGUUUUCUUCUUAUUGUUCUUUUAGAUCUUACUAUAUAUAUUCUUAAAAUCACAAAGGUCUCGCGACCCUCCGGGACCCCCAGGUUGGGAACCAGUAAACUAGGCUUCAAAAAAGUACCUCUGAUGCCUUUGGCUGCCUUUGUCGACUAUGUAUGUGACCUUUACCAUGUUCAUUAUAGCAGUUCCUUAAGAGUCUCCCUUAGCUUAACUGUGGUUUGGGCUUUAAAGAGGUUGUGGGGGCUGUCUAUCUUCAGCUGUCACUAUCAAUUAAAGGCAAUAAAAGCCCCCAAAAAACAUAAAAUUAAUUUAAUCUUGUUGCAUUAAUUGAUUCAUUAUUAUUGUUUUGGCCACUCGGGGGCAGCAGAACUUGCUGAAAACAACAUUAACAUAUUAUCACCUUAUAAAGUUGAUAUGUUAGCAAAUAAUUGCUUAUGCACAUCCAACAACAUUAACAUUUAUUUGGAGUUAUGUUUCCUGCCACCUAAUGAAUUUAAAGUCCAAUAUUCACUCUCCUUUAGCUCUGUUUUGGUCUGCUAAAUGCUCCACUCUGCUCCCCAGCUAGAUGCUAAGUAUGUCUGUCUGCUGUAGUGUACAGUGGGUUUUUAGAGCAGAGGAGAACUGCAGAGUUGUCUGAUAAUUCAGGGCUCAUGUUACUAAUAGUCAUUGUUAAGAUAAGUUUGAUUCCUGCAGCUUUAAGUGAAUAUUUAAGGUAAUCAUUAAAUAAUACACUGUUCAUGGUUUAUUUCUGUACGUUGGGUUUAAUUUAAUCAAGAAUGUGACAAAAUAUUUUUCGAGCUGACUGAUAGUGACAAAUACACUUGAGAUGUAGAAUGAGAGUAUGGAAUAUAUUAAAUUGCUGAUGUUCCUGAAUGAAAUUGUAAAACUAUAUGUGUUACACAAUGAUAGCAACAAUGUAAGAUUAGCCCUAGAAAUACCAUCAUGCCUUUAUUAAAGUAAUUCUACAAUUGUCCUCAUUCACUCACCACCAAUGAUCUAGAGACCAAAAUCCCCAAAUGUGAUCUGUGGUCAAGAAGACAAAAUGGAUGAAACCAUUUUUAUUAGCUGUACAUUGUGAAAAUAAAAGAAAUUUGUAAAAAUAAAAACAAAAAAAACCCA
Molecule: messenger RNA, 3003 nt
Organism: Dicentrarchus labrax (European seabass)
Lineage: Eukaryota; Metazoa; Chordata; Actinopteri; Moronidae
Gene: cryz
Product: crystallin, zeta (quinone reductase)
Exons: 8
Coding region: 463-1449 (328 amino acids)
Cellular component (GO): cytosol
Molecular function (GO): NADPH binding; zinc ion binding; mRNA 3'-UTR binding
Source: RefSeq, a predicted model, not a curated record